CAUGAACACACAUUUUAGGGUUGCAAUAUUGAAUCUAUUAAAUGUAAGCGAGAAGCAGAAUGGGAAAUCUAUUUUGGAACUGUAUUUUAAAAUUCCUCUUCAAACAAUCUGUUCUCAUAAUUUAAUAAUUCAAUUUAUUGCAACAUAUUUCUUGCACCACAUGGUUUAAGACAGUUUUUGAGGAGCUUUCUAUAUUUGCACAUAAAAACAGUUAAAGAGAAGAUAACCAGGGUUUAGCAGACAGUUCCUAGCCGCUAUGUAGUACACUCACUCUUGGCUGCAGUCUUAUCAAGAUCUCCUUGAAUUCACUCCAAUCUGACACACUCAUAAACCGAGAAAGAUGUCCGGUGACACUCUCUACUCCACUGUGGACUUUUCUCAAAAGAAUCAAGGCAAACGAGCAGCUGGUAAAAUCAGCACAGGAAAAGAAGAUGAUGUUACCUAUGCUACAGUGAAGUUUGGAGAAGCUCAGAGCCGCCAGCAACAGCAAGCAGCCUCCAGCUGCACAGCGGACCUCACUGCUGGUAAAGCUCCUCCAUACAGAUGGGCUGCAUUGGUCCUGGCAGGGCUGUGCGCUCUCUCAGUGGCUGCCAUUAUAUUCCUUACAGUCUACAUUUCUAACAUGACGGUGGAGAGAAAACAAAUCCAAUCCCUGUAUACAAAACUGGAGAAGAACUACAGCAACAUCUCAGAGAAAUACUCAGCACUGGACCAGUACUGUCCCAUCACAGACACCUCUUCCAAGGAGCGAGUUUGUAAAGCCUGUCCACAGAACUGGGAGCUGUUCAAUGGCAAGUGUUAUUACUUCUCCACUGAUAAAAUGAACUGGAACUCCAGCCGUGAUAACUGCACAUCACUGGGGGGGCACCUGGUGAUUAUAGAGAGCGAUGGAGAGCAGGGAUUCCUAUCGUAUAAGGCCUGGAACAUCACAAAAGAGGCUAAUAUAGGCAAGGAAGAAGCGCAAUCCCACUGGAUUGGCCUGACUGAUGCUGAUACUGAAGGAACCUGGCUCUGGGUGGACGGCACUCCUCUCAUUGGCAAUGUCAAAACAAAAUUCUGGGGCAGUAGGUUUUAUAACGGUGUUGAUUAUGGUAAAGAGCCUGAUAACUAUAGUGGAGUGGACCCGUCUGGUGAAGAUUGUGCACAACUACAGCCAAAGAGGAAUUCCAAUGAGACCUGGUUUGAUGCCUCGUGCACAAAACAAUAUAAAAGGAUUUGUGAAACUAAGGCAGUGAUAGCCUAAUAAGAGGAUUAUCAGGACAAUAGGAAGCUAAGGUUACUGAAGCACAAAGAGAGACUAGAAAGAAUAGAAGAAACUCAGUUCAGAUAGACAAGCAUGCAGGUCACCCCCCAACAUUACCAUAUUAACUGUUUGAUUCCCACAUUAUGAAAAAGCACAGGUAACAAUGAGCUGGUGGUUAUUUGUACUGAAUGUAGUCUGGCCUUGAGAACAGAAUUGCAUUGUUUGAUGUUCUGAAACAUUAAGAAUCUCACAAUAUGAAAGUGCAUCUGAGAUAUAAAACUGAUCUCAGGUAGUUUAGCAAUGUGAACAGAAAGGUCAGUGUUUAUUUAAAUCCACUGCACACACACACACACACCCAGGGGACACUAAUAUUUUGUAAAUAUUAGGCAGGUUUUUCAGAACUUUUAAUCUAGAUAAAGGGCUAAACACACUUCACUUUGUGUUUUUUUUUUUUAUACCAGCCUAUUCAUAGCGAUUGCAAGCAUUUUUCUCUUCAAAUGUCCAAUGGAACGUCUGAUUUUAGAUUUUAUUUUAAAA
Messenger RNA from Polyodon spathula (Mississippi paddlefish), 1780 nucleotides. Its product is annotated as CD209 antigen-like protein C. The record is from RefSeq and is a predicted model, not a curated record. The transcript is spliced from 7 exons. Bases 341 to 1243 code for a protein of 300 amino acids. NCBI's taxonomy places the organism in Eukaryota, Metazoa, Chordata, Actinopteri, Acipenseriformes, Polyodontidae.